This is a messenger RNA of Eimeria tenella, 783 nucleotides long. RefSeq lists its product as uncharacterized. The record is from RefSeq and is a predicted model, not a curated record. The coding region runs from base 1 to 783 and encodes 260 amino acids. The transcript is spliced from 5 exons. NCBI's taxonomy places the organism in Eukaryota, Apicomplexa, Conoidasida, Eucoccidiorida, Eimeriidae.
AUGGCUGCCUUCACUGCCUCGCUGCCCUCAGCAACAGCAGCAGCAGCAGCAGAAGAUGAUAAAGUCAAGAUGCCAUAUUUGUUUAUUGAUCCUGGGGGGGAGCGGAUCCCCGUGCUGCGGCACUGCAGCAUAGACCAAAGCGACGCAGCAGCAGCAGCAGCAACUGCAGCAGGAGCAACAACUGCAGCAGCAGAAAGUCAUGAAGCAGCAGCGCAGCAGGCCUCUGCAGAGGCAGCAGCCGGCUCUGAUUUGAGCAAGGGCUUCGCUGGAAUUGGGGUUGAGGAUGUGGGCCGUUUUCGCUUAUUUUCUCGCGAGCGGCUGCUGCAGCUUUUGCCUGAAGGCUUCGCGGGUGAGAUGCACCGCGAUCUGCUGCUGAUCCCUUCCAGCUCUUCCCCCGUGGGAAUGAUGCUGCGGAAGACGGCGCUUGAGUUGCUGCUGCAGCUGCAGCACUUUGCUGACGUGCAGGAAGCCCUCUACGGCAGCAGCAGCAGCAGCAGCAGCAGCACCAGCACGGGCAGCAGCAAGGCACCGCGGCAGCAGCAGCAGCAAGCUGUGGCUACUGCGCCGGCGAGCUACGUGCUGAAUUACGUGGCCACUUGGGCGCGGGAAAAUGGCUGGCUGCUGCUGUUCGAGCCCUUCCCCAGCAAGUUUGCUGCUGACCCCACAGAGAUCAAACGGUCUGCAGCAGGCAUCUACAUCCAGACGGCUCCUGCUGCUGGGGUGGAGCGGCAGCUGCGAGAUUCGCGGCUGACAGGGGUGCUGCUGCUGCUGCUGCUGCUGUAG